CGCCCUUCCGCGCUUCUUCUUCGCUGCAAGAUUCCUCCGCUCAAGUAUAAAAGCAGUUCCCGCAGUCUGCCGGAGACUGGGGGGAGAGUAACUUCUGCUUGCGACGAGCAGCAGCCCAAGCACGUCUGAGGUCGCCCCACGAGGAAGAUGGAAGUCACGCUGGGCUACUGGGACAUCCGAGGGUUGGCCCAUCCCAUCAGACUGCUCUUGGCGUAUACCCGGACCCCCUAUGAAGACAAACAGUACGCUGUUGGAGAAGAAGUGCAGAGCAGUGAAAUGAAAUCAGAAAACACUUCACCACGACUUGGAGCUCUUGGCAUUGUUCCUAAUUUUGAUUGCAGUCAGUGGACAAGUGUGAAGCAGAAGCUGGGCUUGGACUUCCCAAAUCUCCCAUACCUUAUUGAUGGUGAAAGAAAGAUUACCCAGAGCAAUGCCAUCCUGCGAUACAUUGCGCGCAAGCAUAAGAUGUGUGGUGAGACUGAAGAAGAAAUGACCAGGGUGGACAUGCUUGAGAACCAGCUCAUGGAUUUCCGAAUAGCCUUUGCAACCUUGUGCUACAGUCCAGAUUUUGAAAAACUGAAGCCUGAGUAUUUGGAGUUACUACCUGGGAAGCUCAAGCUGUAUUCUCAAUUUCUGGGGGACAGGAAGUGGUUUGCAGGAAAAAUGCUCAGCUACGUAGAUUUCAUUGCUUAUGAUUUGUUUGAUGCCCAUCAAAUGCUGGAGCCAAAGUGCUUGGAUCAGUUCCCAAAUCUGAAGGAGUUCCUUCAUCGCUUUGAGGCCUUGGAGAAGAUUGCUGCCUAUGUAAAAUCGAGCCGCUGCAUAAAGACUCCCAUCUUUUCGAAAUGUGCCUUUUGGGGCAACAAAAAAGUCUAGAGGAGACCACAAGCCUCGCAGGGGUAGCAACUGUACACACCGUAUGAGUGAGAGGCCUUGAGUCACUCAUAAUUCCUCCGUAGGUUCAAACUUCAUUAUGUUUCUAAGACACAUGUCCACCUAAUAAAGACUAUAAGGAACUGAAAAA
Messenger RNA from Candoia aspera, 1021 nucleotides. RefSeq names its product glutathione S-transferase Mu 1-like. Lineage: Eukaryota; Metazoa; Chordata; Lepidosauria; Squamata; Candoiidae. Gene Ontology annotation, molecular function: glutathione transferase activity. The transcript is spliced from 9 exons. Gene Ontology annotation, biological process: glutathione metabolic process. The record is from RefSeq and is a predicted model, not a curated record. Bases 148 to 873 code for a protein of 241 amino acids.